AUGACGCUGAAUCCUACCAAGUGUGCAUUUGGAAUCACCUCGGUAAAACUUUUAGGGUAUGUCAUUAGCUCUAGAGGAAUAGACAUAGAUCCUACUAAAAUCAAGGCAAUCAUGUCAAUGCCACUGCCCAAGACCGAGAAGCAAAUUCAUAGAUUUAUUGGCCAGUUGCAGUAUAUUAGCAGGUUCAUAUCUAAGCUCACCACGAUAUGCGAACCAAUUUUCACGAAACUCAAGAAAAAUGUACCAAUAAUAUGGGACGAUGAAUGCCAAGAAGCCUUUGAUAAGAUCAAAGCCUACCUUGGAAAUCCUCCUGUAUUAGCACCAGCGUUGGUAGGCAUUCCUCUUCGCCUUUACUUAAUAGUCUCCAAGGGAACAAUGGGAGCUAUGCUUGCACAAGAAGUAGAGGGAAAGGAAAACUCCAUCUACUACCUAAGUAAAAAGAUCAAUAGGCGAAAAAUGGAGGAGUUACGUGAUGUACGUACUCAAAUGAGCAUGAUAGGUGACACCACCAAUCAACUCAGUUGUAAAGUGUCCGAGUUUGACCCUGAAGUUUUCAAUGAUAGGGUUCGAAGGAUUGAGUCAAUCUUAGAAUACAAAGAAUAUGAUGAUGAGAAGUGUUGUAAAUUGGCAACACUCAAGCUCACCAAGUUAGCUGGAUUGUGGUAUGAAAACCUCAAAUCCACGAGGAGACAUGUUGGAAAGGAGAAAAUUAGUUCUUGGGCAACCUUGAAAAGAAAAAUGGUGCAACGUUGGAUUCCUCGGGAAUACGUGCAAGAUCAAUAUGUCAAACUCACUCGCCUUAACCAAGGUGAUUUGACCGUAGAUGAAUACGUGAAGGUGUUUGAAAGACUGAGUCUUUUGUGUGACUUAGAAGAACAAAAACCAUUGAAAAUUGCUCGUUUCACAAGGGGCCUUGCCAAGAACAUAGCCAACAAGGUGGACCUCUUGCCAUAUACCACCUAUGAUGAUGUAGUGAAGGCAACACGCAAGGUAGAGGCGCAACACAAGGAACACAGUGUUAAGGGUACACCCCGUACUCCUUACAAGUCCUAUACCUCUACAAACAAGUUUGAUAAAGGGAAAACUUUUGUGUUCCCUAAGAAACCCGAGAACAAGGUAGAUGAGAAGGGUGAACUUGUAGGACACACUUGUUUCAAGUGUGGGAAAAAGGGGCAUAUUGCUACUCAUUGUCCUAAACGCAACACCUUGACCAUUCAUGAAGGUGGUUAUGUGACGGAAGAAGAAGAGGAAAAAGAUAGUGAGUGUGAAGAGUAUGCUGCUGAAGAAGGUGAAAAUUCCUUUUGUGUUGUAGUAAGAAGGAUCUUGUACACUAAACCAGUACAAGAUAUGCGACAACGGGAAACUCUGUUUAACACCCGUUGUAAGGUGAAAGAUCGCAUUUGUAGCAUGAUCAUUGAUGGUGGGUCAUGUACGGAUGUGGUUGCUUCGGAGUUAGUAAACAAACUCAAGCUUCCUACUAGAGAUCAUGUCAAGCCAUACAAACUCAAUUGGCUUGACAAUGAUUCUGGUGUGCGUGUGAGAAAGCAAGCUUUAGUAGCUUUUUCCGUGGGAAAUUUUUGUGAUGAACGUUGGUGUGAUGUGUUACCUAUGACGGCAUGCCAAAUACUUUUUGGCCGUCCAUGGCAAUUUGAUCGUAAGGCAAUACAUGAUGGUGUAACCAAUGGUGCGGCAUUACUAAACAAGCCAGCCUAUCAUUGCAAUCCUGAGCAAGCAAAGGAGUUGCAAAGGCAAGUGGAGGAAUUGAUGGACAAAGGCUUUGUGCGUGAGAGUCUUAGUCCUUGUGCGGUUUCGGCAUUAUUACAAGAUAUGCUUGAUGAACUAUGUGGGUCAAAGGUGUUUAGAAAAAUUGACCUUCGUAGUGGGUAUCAUCAAAUCAGGAUCCGUGAAGGUGAUGAAUGGAAAACGGCCUUCAAGAUCAAACAAGGCCUAUACGAAUGGUUAGUCAUGCCAUUUGGCUUAUACAAUGCACCUAGUUCUUUCAUGAGAUUGAUGAAUGAGGUACUCCGUCCAUUUCUUAACAAAUUCAUUGUUGUAUACUUAGAUGAUAUUUUAGUAAAUAGCAAGAAUGAGAAUGCACAUGUAACUCAUCUUAGAUUAUUGUUUGAAGCAUUGCGUAAACAUAAAUUGUAUGGUAAAGUAAAGAAAUGUGAUUUUGUAUGUACUAGUAUUACUUUCCUAGGAUACAUUGUUUCUAGUGAAGGAAUACAAGUUGAUCCAAGCAAGGUGAAGGCCAUUGCUACAUGGGAAGUGCCACGCAAUCUCCAUGAAGUGCGUAGCUUUCAUGGAUUGGCUUCUUUCUAUAGAGUCUUCAUCAAAGGAUUCUUUACAAUCAUUUCCCCCUUGACAAAAUUAUUGAAGGAAAAGGUGUUCAAGUGGAAUGAUUCGGCCCAACGAGCAUUUGAAGAGAUCAAGGCUAAACUAUGUUCGGCUCCUAUUUUAGCUUUGCCUGAUUUCGAUAAACUUUUUGAAGUUGAAUGCGAUGCUAGUGGAGUAGGUAUUGGUGCCGUGUUGGUGCAAGACAAAAGGCCAAUUUCUUAG
Chenopodium quinoa (quinoa) is the source of this 2559-nucleotide messenger RNA. RefSeq lists its product as uncharacterized. Bases 1 to 2559 code for a protein of 852 amino acids. Gene Ontology annotation, molecular function: nucleic acid binding; zinc ion binding. The record is from RefSeq and is a predicted model, not a curated record. The transcript has 5 exons. Lineage: Eukaryota; Viridiplantae; Streptophyta; Magnoliopsida; Caryophyllales; Amaranthaceae.